GUAAAACCUAUCUCUAACUAGAGGCAGCGCCUCUCUUCCCCCACUUAUCCAGCGUCUCUUCCACUUGCUUCCGCCACCAUCAACAAGAAAUCACAGGCCAAAAUACAUAAUCACAAACCUCUACAUUUUACGACAUAUCUGCCUAAUUCUCUCUCAUCUAGGACGCCGAUGAUGACUUAUUAACCUCGCCCCGACCUUUUGGACAAGAGGAGUGGGGAAGAGGAAGAGGGGAUCUCGACGCACCAUCCAGCAGCGGUCGCCGGCGGCGCUCGCCAGCACCCGAACUUCUCAAUCCCUCUCUCACCUACGUUUCUCUGGAUCUCGUUUUGUCGACAAGAUGGAGCCUUUCAGAGACCGUAGCUACUAGCUAGAGAUUCGGAGAAUGAUGAUGAGUGCAAGGAGGAGAUCAGGGGAUCCAGGGGACCGUCGUUGCCUUCGUUUCUCGAUUCAGGAGAUCCAGGAAAUGGGGCAAGCCGGCUCCUUGUUAUGCCGUCCUACCGUAGUGCCGGUUCUGACAAAGGAAUUCGGUUGGGGAAGGGAGAAGUGGAAUAUGUAGACCCAGAAUUCUCCCGCUACCCUCUCACCGAGGCUAGCAGUCAUCCGAGGCAGUUGAUAAACAAGAGGGCCGGAAUGGAGGUGGUUUGCAACAAUGGCCGAUGUCAGGCGGAAAUAUUCAGAUCUGGGUACUCUUUGCUCAUAUCAGCCUUCUACUUAGGCAAAAGAUGGAAUGCUCCAGCUUCUCCAGGGAGAAAAAGGGGGAUUGUCGGCAGGAGCGGUAGGAAGAAACUGGGGCAACGUGAUGCAGAGGAGGUCGCUGGCUAUCGAAGGGUAGGGCUUCGUCGGAGAGGGAUUCGACAGAGUAGGGAAAGUCGACUUGGUGUAUGGUUUUUGUCUGGUUAGAAUAGAGAGAGAACGGAUAAGGUUUUACCCUUUUCUAUUUUUUUUCCUUAUUUUAUAAAUAAUCAAUUAAAUGAAAAUAAUAUAAAAUUCAUGUGGCAUGUUGGUUUCUUUUAGUCACAGCCACGUCAGAAAAAAAACAUCCAGCUCACUUAAUUUCUGACACCUCAAAGUCAACUAAUGGUCAAAUGGAUAGAAAGUUAACGGAUUGGCUAUUAAUUUGUUUUCGAAAAGAUUUGGCUAUUAUAUUGUUUAAAACGAAAGGUUUGCCUAUUAAAUUGUAUUUACCCUU
This is a messenger RNA of Linum trigynum, 1189 nucleotides long. Lineage: Eukaryota; Viridiplantae; Streptophyta; Magnoliopsida; Malpighiales; Linaceae. The record is from the annotation of a GenBank genome assembly.